Lathyrus sativus (Indian pea) is the source of this 1203-nucleotide messenger RNA. Lineage: Eukaryota; Viridiplantae; Streptophyta; Magnoliopsida; Fabales; Fabaceae. The record is from the annotation of a GenBank genome assembly.
AUGGAAUCUGGGGAAAGCAACAAUGGUAACCAGCGGUGUAUCAUAACCAAGGAUUCUUCAUGGUUCAGUCAGUUCCGAAAUGCAUCCAAUCCUUGGAUGGCAAGAUAUGCCUAUGCCUUGAUUUUUCUGGUGGCCAACCUCUUGGCAUGGGCUGCUCGUGACUAUGGCCAUGGUGCUUUAACAGAAAUGGAGAGAUUAAAAGGAUGCAAUGGUGGAAAAGACUGUUUGGGCGCCGAAGGCGUUUUGCGUGUGAGCUUGGGUUGCUUUAUUUUUUAUAUCAUAAUGUUUUUGUCAACUGCUGGCACUUCUAAACUGAACCAAAUGAAAGACAGAUGGCACUCUGGAUGGUGGUUAGUCAAGAUUCCUUUCUGGGUUGUCAUGACUGUCAUACCAUUUUUUCUACCUUCUGGCUUUAUUCAAGUUUAUGGUGAGGUAGCGCAUUUUGGUGCCGGGGUUUUUCUCCUAAUUCAACUAAUAAGCAUAAUCAGCUUCAUCACCUGGCUCAAUGAUUGCUGUGCUUCUGAAAAAUACGCAGCACGUUGCCAAAUUCAUGUGAUGUUGUUUGCAACGACUGCAUACGUUGUCUGUUUGGUGGGGAUUAUUUUGAUGUACAUUUGGUAUGCACCUGAGCCUUCUUGCCUUCUCAACAUUUUCUUCAUUACUUGGACACUAGUACUUGUCCAACUCAUGACCAGCGCGUCUCUGCACCCGAAAGUUAAUGCUGGCAUUCUAACUCCAAGCCUGAUGGGGCUUUACGUCGUCUUUCUUUGCUGGUGCGCUAUUCGAAGCGAACCUGCUGGAGAAAACUGCAUCAGGAAGUCAGACUCUGCAACCAAAACAGACUGGCUAAGCAUCAUUAGUUUUGUUGUAGCAAUACUUGCAAUUGUUAUCGCGACAUUUUCAACAGGCAUAGAUUCCAAAUGCUUCCAGUUCCGGAAAGACGAUACACCAGCAGAGGAUGACGUACCAUAUGGUUAUGGCUUCUUCCAUUUUGUUUUUGCCACGGGAGCAAUGUAUUUCGCUAUGCUAUUGGUUGGAUGGAACAGUCAUCAUUCUAUGAGAAAAUGGACAAUUGAUGUGGGCUGGACCAGCACUUGGGUCAGAAUAGUAAAUGAAUGGCUGGCAGUUUGUGUUUAUUUAUGGAUGCUGGCAGCUCCAAUGAUAUGGAAGUGCAGACAUGCUGGUUCUACCGGAGAAAGCUGA